This is a messenger RNA of Tarenaya hassleriana, 836 nucleotides long. RefSeq names its product PLAT domain-containing protein 2. The transcript is spliced from 2 exons. The record is from RefSeq and is a predicted model, not a curated record. Lineage: Eukaryota; Viridiplantae; Streptophyta; Magnoliopsida; Brassicales; Cleomaceae. Bases 44 to 589 code for a protein of 181 amino acids. Gene Ontology annotation, molecular function: protein binding.
AUCACAUCAGUCUCUCCAAGAUCGGAGCAAAAGCUGACCGGAAAUGAUGGCUCGCCGCGACAUUCUCCUCCUCUCUCUCCUCUUCGCUGCCGUCUCAGCUGUUGCCUUCGCCGACGACGAUCCGGACUGUGUGUACACAUUCUACAUCCGGACGGGAUCGAUAUUCAAGGCAGGGACCGAUUCCAUCAUCAGCGCACGAAUCUACGAUAAGCACGGGGACUACAUCGGGAUCCGAGAUCUGGAGAAAUGGGGAGGUCUAAUGGGCUCGGAAUACAACUACUACGAGAAGGGCAACCUCGACAUUUUCAGCGGGAAAGCACCGUGCCUGCCGAGUCCGGUCUGUGCACUGAACCUGACCUCCGAUGGGUCGGGCGACCACCAUGGAUGGUACGUCAACUACGUGGAGGUCACGACCACCGGUGUCCAUGCCCAGUGUUCUCAGCAGAGCUUCAAGGUCGAGCAAUGGCUGGCGCUCGAUACAGCUCCGUACGAGCUAACCGCGAUCCGAAACAACUGCCCGUCCACUGUCAAGGAGGGCGUCGAUCGGGUCGGGUCCGAGAUCCGGAAGGCUCUCUCUUGGGUCGUGUGAGUGCGUGAGUGAUGGAGAGGAUGAGGCCCUGUUUUUGUCGUUUUGUGGAGGGAGUGAUUGGUGAAUAAAAUGAUUGGUCGUUUGUGGGUCAGGUCGGGGAAUAAUAUUUUAUCAAGUAUCGAAGAAAAAGAGUGAGUAAAGGAUCUUUAAUGUUUGGUCUGGCAAGAUCCAUGGGUCACAUGGCUUUUCUGUGUGUGUCGGGAUGGAUAACUUUUUAUUAUUAACGUUACUAUUAUUUGGAGCAACA